CCUAACAUUGGAUAACUUUAAUGUAACCUGUGAUGAACUGAAUAUUUGUGCUGUGAGGGGAGAACCGGUGAUGGUGAGGUGCCAUUACUCAAACAUCAACAUCAAAACUGGGUUCUGGUUCAGUCAGAAACAGAGAACAAACUGGAGAAACAAAGAUGAACCUGAAGAUUUGACUUUAGAUUCAGAUUACUCAGGACGAGUGAAGCAGUGGAUCACUGAAGAUCACUCGUAUCUCAUAAUAUCAGAUCUGAGAGAGAGCGACAGUGGAGAAUAUCAGCUCAUGUUCAUUAUGAAGGAUGGAGUUAAACAUCUCAGCUCAGUCACAGUCAAUCUAACAGUUUCAGUUUUACAGGUAAAGAUGAAUCUGGAAUCUACAGGACAGCGAGUAAAACUGAGCUGUGAUUCCUCCUGCCCUUUAACAUAUAAAUAUGAUUACCGCUGGUUCAAGAAUGGAGAAUAUUUUACAUACGGCCAAAGCAUAUUUGUGUCAUCCAGUGAAAACACUGACAGUUAUUCCUGCACUGAGUCUGUUUCAGUUCCCUCUUCAUCUGUGUGUCUUUCUAACAGUAGCUGUUGGGGUGUGACUUACACCUCUACAAGAGUUUGUGCUUUAGAGGGAUCAACAGUAGAUAUUCACUCUUCAUACUCACAUCCCACUGGAGAUACAGUAAAUAAAACAUACUGGCAUUACCGUUAUGAUUGGGAAUUCAGAGAUCUGCAUGAUGUUCAGUUUUCUGGUCGUGUGGAGUUUGUGGGAAACACACUGAGAAUCAAAGACGUCAACACAAUUGACACUGGAAUAUAUCGAUUCAGCAUCAUCACUAACACAUCAGAUGAAGUUUCUGGUUAUCCUGGAGUCCAUCUUACUGUUACAGAUACACGAGUGAUAAGCAGUCCAGACCCUGUGAUAGAUGGAGAAAAAGUGAUAUUAAGCUGUUCAACCGGAUGCCCUCUGGAUAACAAACAUACUUACAUCUGGUAUAAGAAUGGACAACAUGUAACAGAUGGAUUGACAUUAUUAAACAAGCUGUACCUGGACUCAAUCAACAGUGAGGAGCUACAAGAGUAUUCCUGUACUGUAAGAGAUUCAAUGGACAAAACCACUAAAACAACUGUCAGAAACAAUGAAGAAAUGGACAAAACCACUAAAACAACUGUCAGAAACAAUGAAGAAGCCGACAGUUUAGUGUAAAUAAUCUAAUAUUCAAAUAGAUUAAUUAUUCAUUGAAGUAUUGAGUUUAUCAUUCAACAGUCUUGUGUCAGUGUCAGAUCAACUGUAACAUCACAAUACAUAAAUCCUGUAAAAACUUUGCUAUAGUGCAUCUUUAUGUAGAUGAUACUGUGAUCUACUUUCAUCUUCACUGUCAGGCUAUUAUUAUAUAAACUUUGGGGACAUUAUUUACAUGCAUGUUGCUUUCACUGCAGUUUAGACACUGACUGUGUAUCAUAGCUCUUUAUGUUUUAUAAUUCAUUGUCAUUGUUGUAUAUUUUAUAAUACAGUCUUUUGGUUUCAUUAAGUUU
This is a messenger RNA of Misgurnus anguillicaudatus (oriental weatherfish), 1521 nucleotides long. RefSeq lists its product as uncharacterized. The record is from RefSeq and is a predicted model, not a curated record. NCBI's taxonomy places the organism in Eukaryota, Metazoa, Chordata, Actinopteri, Cypriniformes, Cobitidae.